Messenger RNA from Dalotia coriaria, 4097 nucleotides. Its product is annotated as transcriptional enhancer factor TEF-1-like. Gene Ontology annotation, molecular function: RNA polymerase II cis-regulatory region sequence-specific DNA binding; DNA-binding transcription factor activity, RNA polymerase II-specific. Gene Ontology annotation, cellular component: transcription regulator complex. The record is from RefSeq and is a predicted model, not a curated record. Lineage: Eukaryota; Metazoa; Arthropoda; Insecta; Coleoptera; Staphylinidae. Gene Ontology annotation, biological process: hippo signaling; regulation of transcription by RNA polymerase II; embryonic organ development.
ACCGCGCGGCGUCGUCGACGAGCCGCCUCUCGCAAUCAACUCGCGACAAACGAAACAAAAACGCAUCGCGCGAUUAAUACACGCAGCGGAUCAACGCGGAGCGGUGCGAAUAUUGUGCGCUGGAAGAAAAAUGUGCUUGCGGCGGGCGGCGGCCGCCGGUGGUGUGAGCCGCGAUCGUCAACUGUUUCCGUCGUUGUCACGGCAACUGUCAACAAAUUAAUCGCGACCAUCUUUUCACGCACACGAUUUCCAUUUGUUUCGGUUCAAACAAGUGCAGCAAUCGCUUGGAUUACACACAUUUAACCAACAAAACAAGAGUUUUAAGUUGUAUCAUAAGUUUCUAAUAAGUUCCAAUUGUUGUUAAUGUGAUUUUCCGCGACCAACCAGCUUAAAUGAACGCUUGGUUCAGCUCAGGUGGUACGUUAUUAAGUGCAGGCACGAUUUCGUCACCGUGGACAGCGGUCACAGGACCCGCGGCCGAUGCGAAUGGCCCGGGUCCGGACACGAAAAACCUCGAUGUCGGGGACAUGAGCGAUGACGAAAAAGAUAUGGCGGCGGCCGACGCCGAAGGUGUCUGGAGUCCGGACAUCGAGCAGUCCUUCCAGGAGGCGUUGGCCAUAUACCCGCCAUGCGGCCGACGGAAAAUCAUUCUCUCCGAUGAAGGGAAAAUGUAUGGACGCAACGAGCUCAUCGCGAGGUACAUCAAACUGCGGACGGGGAAGACGCGCACGCGGAAACAAGUCAGCAGUCACAUACAGGUUCUUGCCCGCCGGAAAUUACGGGAGAUUCAAGCCAAACUAAAAGUGGAUCAUACGGUAAAAGAGAAGACGCUGCAUACGAUGUCAACGAUGUCCAGCGCGCAGAUUGUGUCGGCGACGGCGGCGAUGCACGGCAAGCAGCUGCAGCUCUAUCCGCCCACACCUGUCGCCCCGCCGCAAUUUUGGCAACCUGGACUUCAGCCGGGCACGUCUCAAGAUGUGAAACCCUUCUCUCAAAGUACCUAUCCUGGUGGGAAACCGGCAACGGCGGUAUCCAGCGGGGAGGUGGGCGCGUUACAAGCGCCGCCGCCGCCGUGGGAAGGCCGCGCGAUUGCCACGCACAAAUUGCGGUUGGUCGAGUUUUCCGCCUUUAUGGAGUCUACCAAUCGGGAGGAAUCAGUGGGCAGCAAAGACGAAUACCAGAGGCAUCUCUUUGUUCACAUUGGCGGGCCCGCCAUUACCUAUUCGGAUCCACUGCUGGAGGCCGUUGAUGUGCGACAAAUCUACGACAAAUUCCCGGAGAAGAAGGGCGGUCUCAAGGAGCUCUACGACAAGGGCCCGCAGAACGCCUUCUUCCUUGUCAAAUUCUGGGCGGAUCUCAAUACGAACGUGCAGGACGAGGCCGGUGCUUUCUACGGUGUUACAAGCUCGUAUGAAAGUAAUGAAAAUAUGACAAUAACGUGUAGCACAAAGGUGUGCUCGUUCGGCAAGCAGGUCGUAGAGAAGGUUGAGACGGAAUACGCGCGAUAUGAAAACGGACGGUUUGUUUAUCGCAUUCACCGGUCACCGAUGUGUGAAUACAUGAUUAAUUUCAUCCACAAGUUGAAGCAUCUGCCUGAAAAGUACAUGAUGAACAGCGUGCUGGAAAACUUUACGAUAUUACAAGUGGUGAGUAAUCGUGACACGCAGGAGACGUUGCUCUGCACGGCGUACGUGUUUGAGGUGUCGACAUCCGAACACGGCGCCCAGCAUCACAUCUAUCGACUAGUGAAAGAUUAGUAGUGUAAGCGCCGAAUUCCACCCACCACCUCCCCCGAAACACGUACAACGGCGAAGUCCUACUAACGCACCUCUCCGCCCGUUCGAUGUAUGUACUCUAUUUAUGGAUACGAUGUAAGGAAUCAAAUAACAAAUAAGGAUAAACUUUAACAAAAAGAAGAAAUCAAGACGAUGGCGAUCCAGGAUGCCAAUCGCCGUCGCUCGACAGCCUGACACGCAGUGCCUAAUUACACACACCUUUAUUAUAAAAAGAAUGAUAGUAUUAAUGAAUUAGUUUACUGAUGUGCGCCAUAUGGAAAACUAUGAUCCAUGGAGACGAAUUGAUAUCUUAUAUAGAGAGAGAGAAAAAAACGCGUGAAAUUAUGAAUGGUAAUCUCAGUCGCCAACAAUCGGCAUCGUACUUUUUAUUAGUUUAUUGUGAAUUUUAUUUAUUUUACACAACCGGAACCGAUAUUUUUUUACGACGAGAGAACACAUAUCUGUACUUACAAAUAUCAGCAAGUUUUGUGCAAUUUUUACACACACUUUUUGUUUGUAUCGAGAGAAACAAAUUACGAUGAUGAAUGUGAAUGUGAGGUAGCUCGAAUACGGAAACACUUGGCCGAACCAAUGAAAUUGGUUGUGAGGGAAAUUGCAGCUGAAAUUGUCCUGGAUGUAGACGUAGCAGAUAAACAGAAUUUACACGGUUGGGGAGAGAGAGAACUUUUUCUAAAUUUAAAUGUAUUAUUAAGAAUUUAUUGCAAUCGCCGGAGUAGAAGACAAUGAUACUGAAACGGAUUGCAGAUGACAAUAAUUCGAUCAAUAACAAUUAAACAAUAAACCAAGCGACGGAGCACAGGUUGUAAGGUGUAAAUUGUAAUGUUGCCGCCGGAAUAAGCGCAAAUAUCAAAACACACACGCUACAAAAAGAUACGAUACAGAAAGAGAAAAACAAGGAUACUGACAAAAAUUACAACAAAAUUAAACAUUUCGCUAUUAAUACAUAUUUAUGUGAUGAUUUUAUAUACAUAGAUUUAUAUAUAAAUUAUAUAAAAUAGAUAUAUUACGAUUAUAAUUAAUGAAAUGAUGAUUGAAGCGAAUGCGCAACUGAAAAAUGAGAACAUGACCAAGACGUAUAUCAACACUUUUGGAGCGAACAGUAUUGGCGGUUUAAUUAAUUGUUUAAUGCGAUUCCUGGCUUUGUGUUCAUCAAAUCUUGGUUUUAAUUUUGCCGAGCAGCGAAAGUGUACUUUAAAUAAUUUUUUGCUAAAGUUUAUUUGAUAAAUGUUACGCGAGUACCUUUUUUAGCGGAUAAUGUAAGCGACUAGCAGCAAUUCUAGAUGAUGAUGAUGAUGCGGAGGAGAAGAUGAUUACAUGAUGAUAAUCGUAUUAGACUUUUGCUAUUAAUUUUAGAUUCAGCGCAGAAUAAUAUAUCGUACUGAGAGUUUCGUUGCAAUAGUAUUUUUUACACGCAAAUUUGGUGCAAUCUUCCGUGGUCUAAUCGAAAUUGAGAUGUUAAUCAACGUGAAGAUGAUAGAUAAACUGAGAUUGAAGUUUUGAUUAUUGAUUGGUACUCAGAUUUUAUCGAUAUGUAUAACAUAUGAUUUUAUUGCGAUCAAUCUCGUAACGUUUUGUGGCAAUGAUUUUUUUGUUUUCUUUUUUUCUUUGAUUUUUAUUUAAUUUUAUUUUCUACAUAUUCAGUUCGUUUACACAAUGAAUUAAUAAGAUAUCGAUUUAUUAUUUUUGAUCUCUAAUUGUAGUCGGAUUAAUGUUUAAUUAUAUUUUUCGGCAGUGCAUAAUUUAGUUUGUAAGCGAGCGAACGAGAAAAAAGUACUUUUAUACGAUGUGUAUUUUUAAAAAAUCGGCCAUUUUAUUAUUAUUACAGACUUAGCGUUAGUAUCUAAGUUCGAUUACAGAUUUACGUUUAUCGAUUAUGUAAGCAAUUGAUUAUGUCCUAGGUUAAUUAAAGAGCGCAUCAACUACUAUAUAGCAGCAGCACCGAAUCAACGACUACAUGCUAGAUCUUUUGUGUAAAUACCGAUUUUUGUAAAAUUCGUAAAACACACACACACACACACGCAAACAAACCAACAAUUUUCGUGGCGGCUUAAAUGAUAAUGAGGGACGAUUUUUAAAACGAUUCGAUGAUUCGUUACGAUGUUGAGCUACCAUAUCACCGGUUGCCAUAUCAUGUAAUUACAUAAAAAUGUAGAUGAAUUGGACGAAAACAAAAUACGAUUAUUAUAUUAUUACGAAAGAAAUUAAUACAAGAAGCGAUUGAAGAAUUAUUCUAUACUUCUCGAUCUUUUAUCUGUAUGUGUACAGUAUUUUAAAUGAAAUUGAUAUAAAAAAUAAGAAAUU